Molecule: messenger RNA, 2376 nt
Organism: Linum trigynum
Lineage: Eukaryota; Viridiplantae; Streptophyta; Magnoliopsida; Malpighiales; Linaceae
Source: the annotation of a GenBank genome assembly
CAUCUCAUAAUUAAGCAAAAUAAAAGCUAGAGAGCCAUGGCAUCAGCGACUAGAUUAUUACUGGAGCUGUCCAUCCUCGUGCUGAUCAUCGCCGCCGCGGCGACGACGACCACCGCCGACGUGGCCUACAAGCAAUGCUACACCGGGAACGGCGGUGACCUGGCAGUGGGGAUAAUGAAAUCCCUCGUUCAAGAUUUGACCGCGAAACUGCCGGAUCGACGAGAGACGUACUACUGCAACGAGCUGACGGAGGAGGGGCUGAAGAUGUACGGGUUCGCGGAGUGCAUAGGCCGGGACAGCGACGGAGCCGCCAGCAUGAAGGCAUGCACCGACUGCUUGGAUCUGGCCGGGAAAUUACUGAUCGACGAUUGUAAAGACACCGCCACCGGCUACGCCUGGGAUCUCGACUCGGCUUGUUAUUUCAAGGUUGGAUACUCCAUUGAUGUUUGUCCCAAGGGGACUUACUAGGCUUCGUUGAUCAGUGGUGGAGCUACGUGUAGACUAAUCGGCGAAUUUGUCCCACUACGUUUCCCUAUGUGGUUUGUGGUCAUGGUUAGUAUAUGCGAACGUUUAGAAACGGAAAAAAAAAAAAGACAAAAUGGUAGAAGAUCUCUCGUACUCGUUUUGAUUUUGGGAAGUUAGUUUUUGUAAGAUUUUCGUCCCCCCCCCCCCCCCCCCCCCCCCCCCCCCCCCCCUCCGUCCCCAUGUUUUAUGGUUCUCGUUCUUUGGUAUUGUAACGUUGGCGACUAGCUAGACGGUGGAUGAUCACGAGGAGGAAAAGUAUUCUAAGUUCGAGAGAGGUUAUCUAUACCUGUCCGUGUCAUCGGCUUUUGUAUUCAAGCUGAAUAAAUUAUUAUGUGUUAUCAUCAGAUCUUUAGUUAUAUAUUAUGAGUUUUAAAGUUUUUUUAGAACGAACAUUAUGUUUCGUUGAGAAUAAUUUUAUUGUUUGGAUUGAAGUCAUCUUUCGACCGUGGGAAACUAUUCUUUCACAACCAUAAAAUAUGUACGCGCGACUAUAUACACACGUGUAUUAGACAGAGCAUUUAUUAACUGGCUAGUUUUGCUUAAUCUUUUUUAUAUAAGUUAGGGUUGAGUGACAAAAAUCAGUUUAAGCCUAAAAAGCCCAUUUUUUUCAUUGUCGACAAGUUUUUUCAAAUAAAUAGAUAAGUGGGCCUAUGAACCCAUACAAACGUGCUAACAGAACGCACGCUGAUGGGACCAAACGAAAGGUGGGCCUAUGAACCCAUACUGAUGUAUCUAUCAUAUUUGUAUCCUCUUUUAGAGAGAUAUAAUCACAACAAUAAACACCAUAAAACUUAUCACAAUAAGACGAUUAGCUAUUAUUUGCCACCAUAUACCAUCGACCGCGGCAGGCGAGGUGGUACUUGUUGAAUACAAAGGGACGAGAGUGUACGUACGAUAGCUCGAGACCGAGUUACUAGCUAGGAUUAUAAUAGAGUACCGAAUUACGUUCACGAACCAAAUCGAACUCAUGAGAACCGCGCAGUCCUGCAUGUUAUACACAAUGUUCAAGCUUGAUGGACCAAGAGAGAAAAUGGUUAGUUUUGCACAACUGAUUUUGACACUCAUGAAAACUGCAGUGAGUACCCAAGGUACCGACCAUAGAUUUUGGCUCCACUAUGAAUUCGUUAUUUGCCACCAAUGUGGUUUUCGUGAGUAAUGUCGUGACCAAAUUUUCAGGUUGCUAAAGAACAGUUUUCUUAACACGAAGAGGUGACUUCAAUCCAAACGAUAAUUUUUCUUUUAAUAUCAAAAUGUAAUGCUCGUCAAAAUUAUUUCCAAACCCGAAAUCAAUAAACGGAUGUCUAAUGCAUAUCAUGAUAUAUAUCACAUAACGUUUUCAUUCUGCUUGAAAUCAAGAAAUUCCCUUGCCAUUAGUAACCAUCAUACUCCCAAGAAAGUAAAUCAUCACUUGGGGAUACAAUACAUUUCUCUCCUCCACGUAAUCAUCAACCGUCUAUCUAGCUAGUCAGCGGGAAAACUGCAAACAAAAGGAGAACUGCAAACAUGUAAAACAAAAGCCAUAUCCUCCGGCAUACCGCAAAAGCCAUAUCCUCCGUUCUCGCGGUGGUUGCCGUGGCGGUGAUCAGCACGAAGAAGAUGGACAGCUCCAAUAAUAUUAUAGUCGCUGUCGCUGAUGAGAUGGCCAAAUGGGUGGGGGUGGGACGAGACGGGUAUCUCGAUAUUUAUAUCUUGUCUUACAUUAAUUUUGGGUAGGUCGCGUAAUAUCUAGAUAAUUACGGGAUGGGAAGGAUCAAUCUGCAGGUCUUAUCCUGGUAAAAAAAUACACGCAAAAUCUUAUUUUUUACGAUGAAAAAAAAGAAAACACUUUAGGAAUGAAAAUAAGUGAUAACA